AUGAAGUUCAGCCAGGUGCUGCCCCUACUCCCUCUCGCGUCCGCCUUCGUAAUCACGGAAACGGAUGUUUUCCAGAACAUCGAGAAGACUGGAAGAGAGCUCACCGACCAAACUCGGAGCGCCUUUGAAAAGACACAGCAUGUUCUUGACGAUGCCUUCGCCAAAGCAGCCAAGAGUGUGAUGCAUGUAGGAGACGAUGCCUACCACAAGAUACAUGAGACUGGAUGCGACGUUGAGUCUUGGUUGGAGGGAUCGUCCUUCGAGGAAGACUAUGAUGAGGACCUUGAUAAUCCGGGCCAUCCACGCCAGCCUCCACAUGAUAAACCACCUCACCAUGGUCCACCGCAUCGCGGAAGGCCCCACCAUCCUCCGCAUCAUGAGAAACCAAACCAGACCGUGUAUGAACUCAUCAGUAAGAGCAAGUACACCACUAAGCUUGCCAAGCUUAUCGAUGAGUUACCUGAUCUCGUCGACAAGCUGAAUAGCACCAAGGCCAACUACACCGUGUUUGCACCUACUGACGAAGCUUUUGAGAAGAUUCCCAAGCACGGCAAGAAGCCAUCGAAGGAGAUUCUUGAAAAAGUCUUGUUGUACCAUAUCAGCGACGACUUCUACCCAGCUGGCCGUGUUUUGCACUCAUACACGAUUCCCACGCUGCUUGAGCCCGAUAAUCUUGGCCACAAGCAGCGUCUCACUGUCCGCGUGACCCUGAAGGGACCCACCAUCAACUUCUACAGCAAACUUGUAGCAGUUAACAUCUUUGGUACGAACGGCGUCAUCCACGGUGUAGACCACAUCAUAGUGCCUCCGCCGCAGGUCGCUACUAUCAUCGAUCUUCUUCCGGGAGAGUUCAGCACCUUGGAGCUUGCCCUCGGCAAAACUGGCCUCUUCGAUAAGAUCAAUAGUACCGAUUAUCCCCAUCAGGGUGGAACUUUCUUCGCUCCUUCGAACUUCGCGUUCAAGAAGCUCGGUCCCAGGGCCAACGCCUUCUUGUUCAGCCAGUACGGCCUCAAGUACCUUAAGGCCCUUCUCGAGUACCACAUCGUCGUCGAUCAGACAUUGUACUCUGAUGCAUUUUUUGACCAGUCCGGGGACGAUGAGCAGAAGACUGACGACUACCGACAUUUUCAUGUUGAUCUGCCCACUGUCCUCGAGGACAAGUACCUGUCUGUUGACAGCGCAAGAUAUGGGCCUUUCGUCGAGAUCAGGAUCAAUGCGUUCUCACGCGUGACCAUUCACGACGGCGUAGCUAGUGACGGUGUCAUUCAAGUCGUGUCCGAUGUUUUGAUCCCACCGAAGACCGAGGGGUUGAAGAAGAUGUACUGGAACGGUGAGGAGCUAAGCGUCGAGGAUCUUAAGGAGAGGCUAGCACCUCUUGUGGAUGAAAACCCAGAGUUGUAA
Molecule: messenger RNA, 1401 nt
Organism: Didymosphaeria variabile
Lineage: Eukaryota; Fungi; Ascomycota; Dothideomycetes; Pleosporales; Didymosphaeriaceae
Exons: 1
Coding region: 1-1401 (466 amino acids)
Biological process (GO): macroautophagy
Cellular component (GO): fungal-type vacuole membrane
Source: RefSeq, a predicted model, not a curated record